CCCGCAGAGGCGCCGCGGCCGGUGCAGCCCCGGAGGCCUCGCGCGGAGAAGGCGGCGGAGGAAGAGAGGCCGGAUUGCCGCCCGCAGCCCGCCGCCCGCGCCCCCCCCAUCCCGCCGCCGCUGCCCCCCCUCCCCGCGGCGCCGCAUCUUGAAUGGAAACAUGGCGGUGCCGGCUCGGACCUGCGGCGCCUUUCGGCCCGGCCCGGCGCGGAUCGCGCGCCCCUGGCCGGGCCGCGGCCCCCGGCCCUGCCCCGGCCCCCGGCGCCCGGAGUCCGGGCCCUUGCGCCCGCGGUUGCUGCUGCUGCCGCCGCUGCUGCUUCUACCGCUGCUCGCCGCCCCCGGCGCCUCUGCCUACAGCUUCCCUCAGCAGCACACGAUGCAGCACUGGGCCCGGCGCUUAGAGCAGGAGAUUGACGGUGUGAUGCGGAUUUUUGGAGGGGUCCAGCAGCUCCGCGAGAUCUACAAGGACAACCGGAACCUGUUUGAGGUGCAGGAGAACGAGCCUCAGAAGUUGGUGGAGAAGGUGGCAGGGGACAUUGAGAACCUGCUGGACAGAAAGGUGCAGGCCCUGAAGAGACUGGCUGAUGCUGCAGAGAAUUUCCAGAAAGCCCACCACUGGCAGGACAACAUCAAGGAGGAAGAUAUCAUGUACUAUGACGCCAAAGCCGAUGCUGAACUGGACGACCCUGAGACUGAGGAUAUGGAGAGGGGAUCCAAGACCAGCACCCUAAGGCUGGACUUCAUGGAGGACCCAAACUUCAAGAACAAAGUCAACUAUUCAUACACAGCGGUGCAGAUCCCCACGGAUAUCUACAAAGGCUCCACCAUUAUCCUCAAUGAGCUUAACUGGACAGAGGCUCUGGAGAAUGUAUUCAUUGAGAAUCGCAGGCAAGAUCCCACACUGCUGUGGCAGGUCUUUGGCAGUGCCACAGGAGUCACUCGCUACUAUCCAGCCACCCCUUGGCGAGCUCCCAAGAAGAUUGACCUGUACGAUGUCCGAAGAAGACCCUGGUAUAUCCAGGGGGCCUCAUCACCCAAGGACAUGGUCAUCAUCGUGGAUGUGAGCGGCAGUGUGAGUGGCCUGACUCUGAAGCUGAUGAAGACGUCUGUCUGUGAGAUGCUGGACACGCUCUCUGACGAUGACUAUGUGAAUGUGGCCUCGUUCAACGAGAAGGCGCAGCCUGUGUCUUGCUUCACACACCUGGUACAGGCCAAUGUGCGUAACAAGAAGGUGUUCAAGGAAGCUGUACAGGGCAUGGUGGCCAAGGGCACCACAGGUUAUAAGGCUGGCUUUGAAUAUGCCUUUGACCAGCUGCAGAACUCCAACAUCACCCGGGCCAACUGCAAUAAGAUGAUCAUGAUGUUUACGGAUGGUGGUGAGGACCGUGUACAGGACGUCUUUGAGAAGUACAAUUGGCCCAACCGGACGGUGCGCGUAUUCACAUUCUCAGUGGGGCAGCACAACUAUGAUGUCACACCCCUGCAGUGGAUGGCCUGCACCAACAAAGGUUACUAUUUUGAGAUCCCUUCCAUUGGAGCCAUCCGCAUCAACACACAGGAAUAUCUAGAUGUGUUGGGCAGGCCCAUGGUGCUGGCAGGCAAGGAGGCCAAGCAGGUGCAAUGGACCAAUGUGUAUGAGGAUGCACUGGGGCUGGGGUUGGUGGUAACAGGGACACUCCCUGUUUUCAAUCUGACUCAGGAUGGUCCCGGGGAGAAGAAGAACCAGCUAAUCCUGGGCGUGAUGGGCAUCGACGUGGCUCUGAAUGAUAUCAAGAGACUGACUCCCAACUACACACUUGGAGCCAACGGCUAUGUGUUCGCCAUUGACCUGAAUGGUUACGUGUUGCUGCACCCCAAUCUCAAGCCCCAGACCAUCAACUUUCGGGAGCCCGUGACUCUGGAUUUCCUGGAUGCAGAGCUGGAGGACGAGAAUAAGGAGGAGAUCCGUCGGAGCAUGAUUGAUGGCAACAAAGGUCACAAACAGAUCAAAACAUUGGUCAAGUCCCUGGAUGAGAGGUACAUAGAUGAGGUGAUUCGGAACUACACCUGGGUGCCUAUAAGGAGCACCAACUACAGUCUGGGACUGGUGCUCCCACCCUACAGCACCUUCUACCUCCAAGCCAACCUCAGUGACCAGAUACUACAAGUCAAGUUGCCAAUCAGCAAACUGAAGGAUUUUGAGUUCCUGCUCCCCAGCAGCUUUGAGUCUGAAGGACAUGUUUUCAUUGCUCCCAGAGAGUAUUGCAAGGACCUGAAUGCCUCAGACAACAACACCGAGUUCCUGAAAAACUUCAUUGAGCUCAUGGAGAAAGUGACUCCAGACUCUAAGCAGUGCAACAACUUCCUUCUGCAUAACCUGAUCUUGGACACGGGCAUCACACAACAAUUGGUGGAGCGUGUGUGGCGGGACCAGGAUCUCAACACGUACAGCCUGCUGGCCGUGUUCGCUGCCACUGAUGGUGGCAUCACACGUGUCUUCCCUAACAAGGCAGCUGAGGACUGGACAGAGAACCCUGAGCCCUUCAAUGCCAGCUUCUACCGCCGCAGCCUGGAUAACCAUGGUUAUAUCUUCAAGCCCCCACACCAGGAUGCCCUGUUAAGGCCCCUGGAGCUGGAGAACGACACAGUGGGCAUCCUUGUCAGCACAGCUGUGGAGCUCAGCCUAGGCCGGCGCACACUGAGGCCAGCAGUGGUGGGUGUCAAGCUGGACCUGGAGGCUUGGGCUGAGAAGUUCAAGGUGCUUGCCAGCAACCGAACCCAUCAGGACCAGCCUCAAAAGUGCGGCCCCAGCAGCCACUGUGAGAUGGACUGCGAGGUAAACAAUGAGGACCUACUCUGUGUCCUCAUUGAUGAUGGAGGAUUCCUGGUGCUGUCAAACCAGAACCAUCAGUGGGACCAGGUUGGCAGAUUCUUCAGUGAGGUGGAUGCCAACCUGAUGCUGGCACUCUACAAUAACUCCUUCUACACCCGCAAGGAGUCGUACGACUAUCAGGCAGCUUGUGCCCCCCAGCCCCCUGGCAACCUGGGUGCUGCACCCCGGGGUGUCUUUGUGCCCACCAUUGCAGACUUCCUUAACCUGGCCUGGUGGACCUCUGCUGCUGCCUGGUCCUUAUUCCAGCAGCUUCUCUACGGCCUCAUCUACCACAGCUGGUUCCAGGCGGACCCCGCGGAGGCCGAGGGGAGCCCCGAGACGCGCGAGAGCAGCUGCGUCAUGAAACAGACCCAGUACUACUUCGGCUCAGUGAACGCCUCCUACAACGCCAUUAUCGACUGCGGAAACUGCUCCAGGUUAUUCCACGCUCAGAGGCUGACCAACACCAACCUUCUCUUCGUGGUGGCUGAGAAGCCGCUGUGCAGCCAGUGUGAGGCUGGCCGGCUGCUGCAGAAAGAGACACACUCGGACGGCCCGGAGCAGUGUGAGCUGGUGCAGAGACCGCGAUACCGGAGAGGCCCGCACAUCUGCUUUGACUACAACGCGACGGAAGAUACCUCAGACUGUGGCCGCGGAGCCUCCUUCCCACCAUCCUUGGGUGUCCUGGUCUCCCUUCAGCUGCUGCUCCUCCUGGGCCUACCACCCCGGCCACAGCCUCAAGUCCGUGCCCUCGUCGCCUCUCGCCACCUCUGAGCAGCCCUCACCCCGGCCUCCUCGCCUCUCCUCCACCCUCUUGCCCCACAUUCCCCUCCCUCACUAAAGGACCUGAGCCCGGGGAGCCUGAGCCUUGGGGUGGGGGAGUCCCAAAGGAGGGCAUCACAGUCUAUGAUGCCCAAGGCAGGUCUCAGCUCUGAACUGUCCAGGUGUCCCUAGAUCUUGGACUCAUCCCAGUAGACUGAGACAGGGAGGCCACAUGUACUGGUGCCAAACCAGGCCUCUGCUGCCCACCCUGCCUAGAGGCUUCCUCUGUGUAGGUGACCUUGCCUCACUGGAUGCCUCUGACCUUGCCCUUCUGUCCUACCUUAGCCCAAACCUAUUUUCCUUGGGAAUAAUGGAGGAAGAAAUGGCAGUUUGAGGUCUGUGCAUCCCAACUGAAAUCCUGGUAGGGAGAGAUUCUGGGGCAGUCCCCCAUGGGCCCCUGGUCCUUUCAGGCCUACAGCUACACAUAGCCCAACCCUGCAGGUAUCAGGACAGUCUCACAGUAACAUCAAUUUAGACACAACCCCAUACAUGCCUGGAUCCUGAGGGCAGAAACUUGACUCACACAAGAUAUACUGCAGAGGGUACGCAAACACAUACACAUAGACACACACACCAUGGGGGGCUCACAAAGCCUUACACAGGGCGAGGGAUCGGUAGGAGGGUUGGCACCUGCAUAUUCCAUCUCCUGCUCACCGCCUGCCUCUAAUCUGAGCUGUAGCCCAGCUGGUCCUCCCAUCUCUGAAGCUGAAUGUCAACAGUGCCAAAUGCUGGGACCAGGGGGGGGAAGGCCCCUCUGUCCCACCCCUAGCCACCAGUCUCCCCCAAGUGCCCCUCACCCUGCCAGGUGCUCAUUGUAACCAUUUCUCACUAGUGUCAGGUCCCCAGCAGGACCACAUGCCACUGCCUGAACCCCUCGGCAGAGGAACCCCCACCAGACCCCACCCUUUGCCUUAGCAGGGGUGACUUGGUCUUUCCUGGCUGGGCCAUCCCACCCCCAAUCUGGCCCUUACACACUCAGGCCUGUGCCUACUCCCUAUAUCCUUAGCAUUCAUACACACACUCUCUCCCUACCCCCAGGAGGCCAAAUUGUUCCUCCCCUACUGAACACACACUUGCAUUCACAUACAUAUAUACACACUCUGCACACACAGAGGCUGGGCCUGGGCACAUCUCUUCACACCAUUCAUUCUAGUCAUUUCCCCCAAAGGCAUCCCAGCCUGGGGGCCAGCAGGGGACUGAGGGCAGUGAGAUGUAGCCAUGAGGCUCAGAUGGACUGGGAGGAGGGGGGAGGGUGAUGCAUUAAUUAAUGACUCCGUUAAUUAAUGUCAUGUUGCUUGUUGCUUUCUCAGUGUGUGUGUGUGGUCUAUGCCCGCUGCUGGUGCCAGGGUGGGUGUCCAUUAUGUGUACCCUGCCUGGAUGUCAGCUGUGUCCUGUGGGGGCGCGUGUGUAACUGUAGUGUAGUCAGGUGCUCAAUGGAGAAUAUUAAAAAAAAAAAAGAAAAGAAACAAGCAUAUACAGAAAAACGAAUAUAUAUUUUAAGUUUAAAAAACAGAAAAACAGACAAAAUAAUCCCCAUCAGGUAGUUGUCUAUCCCCCAGCUGGGUCUGAUCCUUCUCAUCACCCACCUGACCUGGCUGCCCCCUCACCUUGGGCUGAGGGAUUGGGGGGCCAUUUCCUUUUCUCUGCCCUUUUUUUGUUGUUCUAUUUUGUACAGACAAGUCGGAAAAACAACAGCGACAAAAAAAAGUCAAGAAACUUUGUAAAAUAUCGUGUGUGUGAUUCCUUGUAAAAUAUUUUCAAAUGGUUUAUUACAGAAGAUCAGUUAUUAAAUAAUGUUCAUAUUUUCACUUCAAACAGUUUCCAUCCACUAUGUUGGCCUUGGGGUGAGGACUGGGUAGCUAUGAAGACAGGUGGUCAUUAUUAUAGUCCCACCCUGCUCUGUUGGGAGUGAAGGCCAUGGCAAUACAGGUCCCCAGUGGCCAUAGGUCAUGAUGCUUCCAGUACCUAAGAGCCAGGCCUUUGACAUA
Molecule: messenger RNA, 5661 nt
Organism: Castor canadensis (American beaver)
Lineage: Eukaryota; Metazoa; Chordata; Mammalia; Rodentia; Castoridae
Gene: Cacna2d2
Product: calcium voltage-gated channel auxiliary subunit alpha2delta 2
Cellular component (GO): voltage-gated calcium channel complex
Molecular function (GO): voltage-gated calcium channel activity
Source: RefSeq, a predicted model, not a curated record